AUGUCCUCAACGGUGACGGUUUUAGAGCCCACCUUGCUGUUGGACGCCUCUACAGCCAGUUUCCAAUUACCAAAGAUAUCAGAUCCGCGGCGACAUGUCCUGAUUCCAGACUUGUUUUCCUCAAUAAUGGCUGCUGAACCAGCUAUUAACCCUCACUAUCAAGAUGGCAAGGCUGAAGCAGAUGAAUGGUUCAAAAAAUUGCUACGAUUGACAGGCAAAGAAGAGAUGAAGUUCAAUAAGACUGAUUUCGGAUUCGCGACCGCCAUUUGGGCGCCUUCAGCUGAGAGGGACAGAUUUCGCACAGCGGUUGACUGGUCAAAUUGGGUGUUUUAUUUUGACGAUCAGUUUGAUGAAGGGCAUUUAGCAAACCAUCCAGUCAAAGCACAAGAAGAAAUUGACAGGAAACAAACCUCUCCAAUAUGCGUUCCAGACCAUUUGGGAUCGAAUAAAGACUAUUCUCAUUUGAAAUAUCUUGAGAGUCUGAUCUAUCAAUCUAAGCUCUCAAAAGGCAGCCCAGUUCCCGCUUUAACUGUGGACGAAUAUAUGAAUAACCGAAGAAGAACGAGUAGAGUUGUAUUGGCUAUACGACUAGUAGAGUACGCCGAAGACAUCAGGCUCUCUCACAUACAGAUAGACCACCCUUCUCUUCAAGUUUCAAAUGAUAUUUUGUCAUACAAAAAAGAAGUAGAGUUAGACGACGCUAGAAAUAACCUGAUUACAAUACUCAAGUCACAGCUUCUCUCCGACCAAGAAGCCAUGAACAAGAUAGGCAAAAUGCUCGAUGAUUGCUACAAGUCUUGGCAUAGCGCCGUAGAUGAGCUACCAACUUGGGGAGAAGAGAUUGACAGAGAUGUGCUUAAAUACCUAGAAGCCUGUCACAACGUGGGCCUUGGCAAUCUUCACUGGAGGUGA
Trichoderma virens Gv29-8 is the source of this 912-nucleotide messenger RNA. RefSeq lists its product as uncharacterized. The coding region runs from base 1 to 912 and encodes 303 amino acids. NCBI's taxonomy places the organism in Eukaryota, Fungi, Ascomycota, Sordariomycetes, Hypocreales, Hypocreaceae. The record is from RefSeq and is a predicted model, not a curated record. The transcript is spliced from 9 exons.